UCAAAGAUUUUGGAGUUCCACUCCCUGAGUACCGAAAAACAGAGAUCUGAAUCUUGUCUCGAAACCACCGAAACACAAGAUACUUUCAGUGUUCUUUCCAGAACAACAGCCGAACAAGUGGAAGACGAUAACCGUCGCCCUGUCUGAAUUUCUUCAAGCUUUCAAGAUUCUACUUCAGUUGAGAGAACUUCUUCCGCCGUCAUGCCGUCAGAGGAUUUUGCAAGGAAGAGAAAGUCGAGGAGUAGAUGUGAUGGUAUUUCUGUUGCUGAAACUCUUAAGAAGUGGAAAGAAUAUAAUCAAAAUCUAGGUACUUGUAAUGAUGAGGGUAAACCAGUUCGUAAGGCACCUGCUAAGGGCUCGAAGAAGGGGUGUAUGAAGGGUAAAGGAGGGCCAGAGAAUUCAACCUGUAAUUACAGAGGGGUUAGGCAGAGGACAUGGGGCAAGUGGGUGGCUGAGAUCCGAGAGCCAAACAGGGGAAGUCGACUUUGGCUUGGAACUUUUCCUAAUGCUUAUGAAGCUGCGCUAGCGUAUGAUGAAGCUGCAAGGACAAUGUAUGGUGAAUGCGCCCGCUUGAAUUUGCCCCAUAUCUCUUCAAAGGAUUCUUCUACUUCAGUUGCCACUUCAUCCGGUAGUUCUUCAGUUGCAACUCCAUCAGUUUCCUUUUCUGUGCCAACUCCUCUAGGUUCUGACUCCAGCACAACAUCAAACCUUUCUGAGAUUUGUGAUAAAGUUUAUCAUUUUAAUGAUGGAGAUAGUGACUCUCAGAUGGAUAUCAAGCCGCAUAUUAAGCUUCCUGCUGUCUCUAUGGUUCCUUUGCCAAGUACUCUACUGAAGCCUACAGAAAAGAAGGAAAACCAAGAUGUGAGACAACAUGAUGGAUAUACUAAAAGUGACAUCAAACAUGAAGCAAAGGAGGUCAAACCAGAACAGAAAGCCACAGAUGCACCAGUGGAUGAUACAUACCUUGAAAUGCUUGAUGCACUUUUGCGCAAUUUUUCAAUGGAUGAAUUUUUUGACCCUAAUGAGCUGCUGGGAUCUUUGGACGACGCUCCCUUCCAAGGCUUAGUGUCAAAUCAAGAUGUUUCUCAGUUGGAUUUGCAUGGUGCUGGUGUUUCAGAGUGUCUGAAACCAUCUGCUUUGUCAUAUCAGUUGCAGAAUCCAGAUGCGAAGUUGUUGGGAAGUCUGGAUCAUAUGGAGCCAUUUGGUGAGCAGCAGGAUAACUUCUCAGUGGAGGAUCCAAGGUUCCUUGAUCUGUAGCCUCUCCCUUGAAGAGAAUGUUUGUGGUUUACGUUGAAUAUACACGGUUGCAUAGAUCCAUUUCCUCUUUUAUCUAGGACGCUGUAGUCUGUGUCCAGCUAUAGAGAAAAUAUGACCCUCUUGUUUAUUUUCUGCUUCACUUAAGUGAAUGAGCUGAUUCUCUGGAGGUUUUUUAUAUAGGGAAUUUAGCCAGAGUCUAGUCAUUUACCAACGGAACAAAGUUGGUAUUUGAUCUCAAUAAUAUCUGUACCCUGUUUUCCGCCAUUCUUUUAUUGCAUUCUUAAUUUGUUCCUGUAUGUUCGUUGGUGUUCUUUGUGCUAACAGGAAUGAGGAAUCCCAUAUUGAAGGAAAAUAAUAGAUUCUAGUCCUUAAUAUUAGUUUGCUAUUUACUGCACUAUCGCCGGGCUUCGUAACGCGAGCUUGUAACCCGAGUGGGGGCUUUAAGAUGGCUGGAUGUUGGCUUGAUCCAGAUGGUUGGAUCUGUCGAGCUAGUUUCUGGCUUGCCCGAUCCAAGAAGGGAGUUGGGCCAUGUGUCUUGAGCGAAGGCUCUGGGGCACGUGGUCCUUAGAGUGGAGGGCACCGCGUGAGGCUGGUUUCACAGAGCAGCGAAAACCUUCUGCUCCCUUCAGUGGAUGGAUAACAGGCCGAUGCUCAACAGGUCCAGUUGUGCCUGAUGGGCCAUUCCCAACCAGACAGCUAUCUUUUU
This is a messenger RNA of Rubroshorea leprosula, 1963 nucleotides long. Lineage: Eukaryota; Viridiplantae; Streptophyta; Magnoliopsida; Malvales; Dipterocarpaceae. The record is from the annotation of a GenBank genome assembly.